AAUCCCACAAUUUCAGCAAUCUCCUUCUUCCUUUCCAAAAACAAAAAACCCAGCAACUCAAGAUGCUUCCCUAUCAAAUUUACGCUCUCACGAUUUUGUUUUCCCGCACUAAUUUCCCACUCUCCCAGCAAUCUCAAACCCACGAUCUUCAAUCUCAAACAUUGAAAUCAAACCGUAAAAACAAAAUCAAUCUAUUUCGACCUUCUUCAAACCAUUCCCAAAAAUUGAACUCAAACCCUAGAAUCGAAAUUGAUCGUCUUCUAGCUUCAAACCCAAAGGAAUCAAACUUAGAUAGAAAUCAUUCCUUUGUAAUCAAACUCAGACCAAUCAGAACUUCCCAAAGAAAUCGAAGUUAGAGCCAUCGUUAUCCAUUAAUCUUUCCUCUUCUCACAUCGUUCUCAAAUCGAAGUUAGAGCCAUCGUUCUCACAUCGUCACUUCUGUUUCAGGUGAAUGGCUUCUAAUAGUCCAAAAAAAAAAGGAACACGUGGUGACUCUGAUGCGAAAAAUUUUCAAAGCUAAAAGUAGUGGAAUUAAGCUGGAAGUUACAUGGAAUAAUAGAGGGCAGUCAAUUGGACGUAACAGCAGAUACUUAAGUAGUUACAUUGGUCUCACCGCUCGUCGGAUAGUUCCAAUUUAUUUUGACCGUUGGAACGCGAAAGAUGAAACCGUAAGACCUGCCUAUGAUGCUUAUAAAAAAGAUAUUUGGGACGAAAUUAGAUCAGCUUUUGAAAUUGGCGAUGAACAUUACGAUUAUGUAAUGACAGUAGCUGGAACUUGUCUUAGAGCAUUUAGAACCAAGUUGACAACAGAGUAUCUAAGAGAUGGUGAUGGUAAUGUUAUUAGACAACGGCCGAGUAAAUAUUCUCAUGUAAUUGAGCAAGAGCAUUGGGAUAUUUUUGUUGCUAAGCGUGAGACUGAAGAAUUUCAGAAAAUUAGUAAAGAAAACCGAGAAAGGGCAUUAAAUCCUCAACAUCCAUAUAAAAAAGGACGUCUAGGAUAUGCUCGUCUUGAAGAUGACAUGAUAAAAGAAACGGGAGAACAGAUUAUACCCCGUGUUAAUGUUUGGGUGUCUGCUCGUGUGGGUAAGGAUGGAGAGAUUGAUGAAAAUGUUCAGAGUGUGAAGGAUAAAUGUGAUGAGUUAACACAAUCUUUAACGGAAGAAGAGGAACAAGACCUUGCUCCUACUGAUACGCUAUUUAAGGCUCUAGAUCUCCCAGAGUACUCUGGUCGUGUUAGGAGCUAUGGUAAAGGGGUAACUACUAACUAGGAAACGAUUAUAUGCACCUAGAAGUAACAGCACACAAGCACAGGUUAAUGAGAUCAAAGCCAAAUUAGAGCGGCUAGAGAAGCUACACGCCAAUGAAAUAACAGGGAGACAACAACCAGAGAAAAUGGCGGAGAGACAACAACCAGAGAAAAUGGUGGAGAGGCAAAAACAACCUGAAGAAGUUAUUCUUCCUUUCAAUCUUUGUUUCAAGACAUUUGAAAGUCUUGUUAUGAUUAAGCCCUGCAUUUGAGGGUUGUGGAUUCAAAAUGACAUCAAUAUCUACUCAGCAACAGUUCUGAUAUGCCCAGCCACCGUCGAAGCCUAUUAGAGCAUUCACUUGGCAAGGUCACUGAGAACUUAUAUUUUUGGUUGGUGUCUCCCGGUAUUAAAGUUUAUCAUGCUUCUUUUUAAUUGUGAAACUUCUCAAUAUUACUCCCAAAGACAUGACUUUAAAUUUUUUAAAGAGUUACAAGCUUGUCUUAUAGCUUUCAAAGAAUUAGCUUGAUGUGGUGAAGGUCAAAUGACAUUUGACGUAAUUCUGUAUGGGUAGUUCAAUGACAAUUUUCUAGAGGUUAAGAAGCUCUACAUCCAGAGGAAAGAUUAAAUCAAAUAGUCGAAAAAGAUCUAAUGACAAAGUGACUUUGUUAAAUGGGAAGAAAUGGUCCACGUUGCACUCAUCUGUAGACAUUUUAGGUGACUCUGUUGAUUAUGUGUAAUUGCAUAUGCCUCUAAGCAUUAGUACUCAGGCAUCACAUGAGCUAAACUAAGACUUUUCUCUUGUACUAAAGAUCAACGAUUUAGAAACUGAGUGGUGUCAUUCAUACAUGCUAUAAGCAAAGGAUUGAUUAAGUUUGAAAUUUUGAGUUGUAUUUUGUUGUUGGAUUAUUUUAUAUCCCAUACUUGGUUA
Molecule: messenger RNA, 2175 nt
Organism: Trifolium pratense (red clover)
Lineage: Eukaryota; Viridiplantae; Streptophyta; Magnoliopsida; Fabales; Fabaceae
Exons: 11
Coding region: 498-1268 (256 amino acids)
Source: RefSeq, a predicted model, not a curated record